CAGAGUUGAAUUUAGCAUAAACAUGGUGGAAGUCGGUGAUGUCCGCGUGGUUCACAGAGGUGGCAGUAAAAUAAACUUCAGGCAGCCUGUUGUCAGUCAUGAUUUAAGGUUUUUGCUGUGCGCAGCCGGUGAGCGCGUGAAGGUGUUCAGCACUUCCACGGAAGAAUGUGUCCACGAGCUGUGGGGACACACAGACCUGGUGACUGGCAUCCUGAUCAAACCAUCCAACCACCUACAGGCCUACUCUUGCUCAGCAGAUGGCACUGUAAAGCUGUGGGACUUCAUGGAUGGCAUUCUUAUCAAGACUCUGGUCAUUGGAUACCCGCUUCACGCCAUGUAUGCAUCCGCUUACCACGAUGGUGUUCUCUUUCUGGUUACCGCUGUACAAAGCAACACGUGUACUGAGAAGUUCCAGCUGGUUGCUGCACAUUCGCCACCCAGUGGAGAUCAGCUGGUUCAGGGUCAGGAGUUUUCAUCUGUUCUUUGUGACGUCAGCUCCAAACCAGAAGCCAUCGCCUUUGGUCGAGAGGGUGAAUAUUUGGCUUCUGCUAAAGGUUUGCAGCUUGAAGUCUUCUUUUUCAAGAAGCAGAAGUCUUUCAGAUUUUACCUUAAAGACGACCAUAAGAAGGGAGCAAAGAAUGUGUUUGUAUGUGUUGCCUGUCACCCAAAGGAUGACUGCAUUGCUACUGGGCAUGAAGAUGGCAAAAUUCGCUUGUGGAGAAACUUUAUCCACAACAAGGAAUACACAUAUUCCACGUACCACUGGCAUCAUGCUGCUGUCGGCUCACUGUGUUUCACCCCAGAAGGUACCAGUCUGCUGAGCGGUGGAUUAGAGUCUGUGCUUGUUCAGUGGGGAUACAACAAAAAUCAACGCGAUUUUCUGCCCCGCUUGGGUGCAGCCAUCACACACAUCGCUGUCUCGCCUGACGGAGCGUUAUUCUGCACCUCGCAUGCUGACAACAAGAUCACGAUCAUCCAGAGUUGUGUUAAAGUGACAGCUGUCAUUCAGGGCCUGGUCAAAGGAGAAAGUGUCAUGGCAGAUAUGACGGUGGAUCCACGUAGCAAAGCUCUGGUCCUUAAUGGAAAACCUGGUCAUCUCCAGUUUUACUCACUACAAAGAGACAAACUUCUGUACAAUCUGGACAUAGUGCAGCAGGAGUACAUUCAUGAGUCAGGCCUGGAGCAGUUUGAGGUUGUUAAGCUGGCCUUCGGGGCCAGAGGAAACUGGCUGGCUACAGUGGAGGAAAGAAAACAAAAGGACUCUGAGCUGGAGCAUAAUUUAAAACUGUGGGCUUUUGAUGAGCAAACACAGAGUUUUGUAUUAAACACAGCCAUCUCGGCGCCCCAUGAGGCACGGAUUACAGCCAUGAGCUUUUGCCACGGCCCUGACAGCCAGACCACCAUGCUCGUCUCCACCAGCAAGGACCGACAUUUCAAAGUCUGGCAGCUGGCCACACCGACCCAGACAGAGGAUGAAGGUUCGUUCUGGUCGUGUGAUUUCGUGGGUAGCUAUCACGGCAUGUCGCCGGAGUGCUGCUGCUUCUCGGCCGAUGACUCGCUGCUGGCGGUUGGAUUUCAGGAGGUGGUGACUGUAUGGAGCUCCGCCUCCUGGGAGCUCCUCACCACGCUGUCCCAACCACCAGGGGCCAUCAGGAGCCUUUGUUUUGGACAACUAAGCUGUUCCAAGUAUCUGCUGGGAACCACAGACAGGAACCUGCUGUGCUGCUGGAACAUGCUCACGUGCUCCUUGGAGUGGAGUAGCUCCAUGGAUGUAAGUCUGCUCCUGGCCGACCCCCUCUCUGAGAACAUGGCUGCCUUCUGCUUUCAGGCUGGUUCAACAGACUUGUUUGUGUUUAAGCCCAGUGAGCCUCGGCCACUAUUUUCCCAAAAGGCCGUGUGCUCGGGGAAGGUGACGAAGGCUGUGUUUGCACCGAGGGAGGAGACGUUGGCAAGCAGCCGAGACAGUAGCCAGUGGCUCAACCACUCCCAACUCUACUUCUUCACUCAGCAUAUGGAUCUCAUGAUGUUCACCACGGAAGACGAGGAGGACAGUCUGAUGGCAUCCAGCAAACAGCUUGUGGUUGAUGACAGUGUUGCCAUGACGCCGUUCCACUUGUUGCUGGGGAAACACCGGCAGCAGCAACUGGAAAAUCGAGACCCACUGACCCGUCCGGCUGAAAGAACCCAUCUGCCACAGGGCUCUGACGCGAUCAAGGAGCUCCUGCACACGCCGGCACACGUGCUGCCUGCUGCCUCUUUCCUCUGCUCCGUGUUCGUACAGUCGCUGCUCAUCUCAGCGACGGACAGAAGAGGGAGAAAUGAAUCUAGAGAGGAGGAAACAAGGAGUGAGAAAGAGGAAGAGGAGUCCGAGGGGGAAACGGAAGUCUGCAGCUCGAGGCAGGAACUCGCAGUUUCAACAUCGCCGGCGGCUCAGUGGGCAGCGGUCCCCGAACCAACCAAAACCCAGCUCAGGGAACUCAAGAGGAUCAAGAGACUGGACCACAGCUGGGCCAGCAGUCUGCUGGACUCUGAUCCAUCACACACGUGAACAUGCACGUGAGGCCGUGCCUGCAGAGGACCGGUUUCUUUUUUGGCGGGGGGGGGGGGGGGGGGGCGGCGCGCGCGCUGUCUUAAACUGCAUUGUGAUCGUGACUGUGAUUAUUGGUGUUAUUUUUAUUUUAACAUUGAACAGGCACAUGAAACCCCAUUAAUGAACCUUAAAUUAUGUAAAAUCUUUAUCUGUUUUGGCUCGAGACUGUUACAUUGUUUAAUCCAUAUUAAUUAAACUUGAUCCAUUUAGGCUUGGCUUGGAUACCAGUUAGUAAUUAAAUAAAAUAAUAAUUACUCUGGUCAAUCGUCUUCUUUUUUUUUUUUUUUUUUUUCUUGCAUGGACUUUGAGAACUGAUUUAAGGUCAUUUUGUGGUUCUGAAUCUGAGCUCAGAUUUCCUCUGUCACAUCAUGCUUUGUUAUAAUCUGCAUGUGCCGUAUUGAUGGAUUACACCAAACUUGCUCAUUCACGCACAGGUUUGGCGCCACUAAUUGCACAAAAGCAGUUUUUAAAACCAGCUUCACAAAAUGUGAACAAGAGCUGUAAUAUCGUUUAUGGUGUUGAAGACGUGUGCGAGACGGCAGAUUUUCAUUCAAUGUUUGAUAUGAGAAAUUUUUCAUAUCUAAAACGUGAUUGGCAAAUAGUAACUUGAGAUUCAGCGCCGUUGGGAAAAACUCCAUGCAGGAAAAAUUGUGUUGACCAGUGUAAUAUAUAUAUAUAUAUAAAAAUUAGGAAAUUUCCCUUGUAUGUUUGAUAUUUUUGAAUGAUGUAAUUAAGCAGUAAUUGUUGAAUGUUUCCAUUUAGUGAUUACAGGGUUUUGCAAUAACUAUCAGUUAGAUAUUCCACACACGGAUAUGUUCAGGCUCAAAUUUACUAAAAUAAUAGUAAGUCCCUUCGGCUGCUCCCUUGUUUGCACUCGGGGUCGCCACAGCAAAUCCAAGGUGGAUCUGCAUGUUGAAUUGGCACAGGUUUUACGCCGGCUGCCCUUCCUGACACAACUCCACAUUACAUGGAGAAAUGUGGCAGGGGUGGGAUUUGAAAAUGAUUAUGAUAAAAAUGAGGUCUCUUAAGUUUCAUGUUUGUAUGUGAUAGUUUUGUUUGUAGAGAUUUAUUUUCACUUUAAAAUGCUUUUUCUGCUGUAAAAAAAAAAAAAAAACUAAAUUGAUUUCAGUUUUGUAAUAUUGUAAUUAUACAUUGAGGUGCAGUCGUACACUUGAUAAUGCUGUUAAAUGUAAUAAACGUAGUUUUUUUUUUUUUUUUUUUUUAAAGCAGGCUGGUCUUUGACAUGAGUUUGAGGUAAUGUUGACGUACUCGUCUUUGCCCGCUGGAAGAGUAGUUCCCAAGUUGUGUUUUUCUUUGAAAAUAACAUAAGCAGAACUUUUGCAUCAGCGCAUCAACCUGGCGAUUUUUAUACGAAACAUAAACUACAGCUCGCAGUGUUCAUGUUCAUUAUUUUAAAAGUGCUGUGUGAUUCUGCUAAACUGUCAAAAACUUGUGCUGUUUCCUAACUGUUUGAUAUCUUUUGUAUAUUUUGUUUCACGUACUGUAUUGUAUCACUUGACAUAAUUAAUGCAUUGAUUACACACAGUCCGAUACAGUAGGUGGUGGUAUACGCCUCAAAGUUGGUUUCUGAUCCUUUGAUUACACAUAGUAGUCAUUUUAUUUUUCUUAUUAAUUUACAAGUGUAAAGUUUAUUUUCAGACUUACAGAUUUACAAAUCACAUCUUGAAAAUAUCGUCUUGUAGAAGUCACAAGCAUCACUUAGCACAAUGCUAACUGCUGAUGUUGACAUGACUGAGUGGCUCCUUUGUGAGCAUUUUAUUGCAAAUAUUUUGUAAUAUGGUUUUCUGUCCAGUUCAUUGGCCUGAUGGAUCAUCUCGGAAGCUAGAGAGGAGGAAACAAGGAGAAAGAGGAAGAGGAGUCCGAGGGGGAAACAGAAACCUGCAGCUCGAGGCAGGAACUCGCAGUUUCAACAUCGCCGGCGGCUCAGUGGGCAGCGGUCCCAGAACCAACCAAAACCCAGCUCAGGGAACUCAAGAGGAUCAAGAGACUGGAGCACAGCUGGGCCAGCAGUCUGCUGGACUCUGAUCCAUCACACACGCACGUUUCAGUUUUUUCACAACUCUGAGGGCGCCACCUUUGUUCUGGACACAGCGAUUUCUCGAAGUGUAGCUGCUAAUUAUAUUUGACAUUAAGUUGACAUCAGUGAUGCCGGUAACGCGUUACUCUAAUCUGACCACUUUUUUUAGUAACGAGUAAUCGAACGCGUUAAUCUUUCCAAAUCAGUAAUCAGAUUAAAGUUACUUCUCCAA
This is a messenger RNA of Thalassophryne amazonica, 4860 nucleotides long. It is a transcript of the gene wdr75, whose product is annotated as WD repeat domain 75. Gene Ontology annotation, biological process: positive regulation of rRNA processing; positive regulation of transcription by RNA polymerase I. Gene Ontology annotation, molecular function: RNA binding; protein binding. The transcript is spliced from 21 exons. The coding region runs from base 23 to 2548 and encodes 841 amino acids. Lineage: Eukaryota; Metazoa; Chordata; Actinopteri; Batrachoidiformes; Batrachoididae. The record is from RefSeq and is a predicted model, not a curated record. Gene Ontology annotation, cellular component: nucleolus.